GGGGCUCAUGAUGACGCGCCGAUUCUUAUCAUGGAAGGAGACAUUGUGGUUUUUUCCACCUGGGCUAGGCAUCGCUUAGGGCAGGAUUUUGGUGAGGAUCCUGGGGAGUUUCGUCCAGAACGAUGGGAACAACUAAGUGGAGAUAUGGCUGGCUAUAUUCCGUUCAACAAGGGUCCUAGAAUCUGCCCCGGCCAGCAUUAUGCUAUGAUUGUUCUCACGUACAUUGUGGCCCGUAUUUUCCAAACCUUCUCGACCGUGUCGGAUUAUAAUACUAAGCCGUGGACGGAACGGAUUAGCAUGACUUUUGAGAACGAGAAUGGGGUGCUAGUUGGGCUUAGCUAGGCUUCCUCAUGGAUGUGUAGUCUGUUUUGAACAAUGGC
Molecule: messenger RNA, 380 nt
Organism: Aspergillus piperis CBS 112811
Lineage: Eukaryota; Fungi; Ascomycota; Eurotiomycetes; Eurotiales; Aspergillaceae
Product: cytochrome P450
Exons: 2
Molecular function (GO): oxidoreductase activity, acting on paired donors, with incorporation or reduction of molecular oxygen; iron ion binding; heme binding
Source: RefSeq, a predicted model, not a curated record